Labeo rohita (rohu) is the source of this 3085-nucleotide messenger RNA. RefSeq names its product hes-related family bHLH transcription factor with YRPW motif 2 (gene hey2). The transcript is spliced from 5 exons. Gene Ontology annotation, cellular component: nucleus. Gene Ontology annotation, molecular function: RNA polymerase II cis-regulatory region sequence-specific DNA binding; protein dimerization activity; DNA-binding transcription factor activity, RNA polymerase II-specific. Lineage: Eukaryota; Metazoa; Chordata; Actinopteri; Cypriniformes; Cyprinidae. Bases 1148 to 2305 code for a protein of 385 amino acids. The record is from RefSeq and is a predicted model, not a curated record. Gene Ontology annotation, biological process: Notch signaling pathway; circulatory system development; regulation of neurogenesis.
GACAGUUUAUAUGCAAAUUUCUAUCAAGUCAUAGAUAAAAUUAACAAUAAAAAAAGUUCAGUUUAACAUAAGCUGCAAAAAUUAAAACAUGUGAAAGGUCAUAAGCUGCCCUCUUCCACAAUGCCAGCUUGAUAUUCCUAAAGUUUUAAUAUCAUGGUAGUUAAACUGGGCAUACAACAAACAAACAUCGUGAAGAAUAGGGUUACGAGUCGCGGCAGCAGCGGUGGGGGUGACGCUCGGCUCGCGGUAACCUCCCAGUGGCAGCGGCCCUGCCGGCCCUCCCUGUGUUCCUGGCCGUCUCUCACAUGGUGAUUGGGUUUCAGCGCAGGGCUCAGAGCUGUGGGAACGAGUCAUCACACUGGCGGCCUGCCUGGGAGACUGUGCUACGCUCCACCAGGGGGAAGGCACAUGACAAGGGGGGGUUUUGUGAGCCCAAACAAUGUGCCGUCUUCACUGUUUAACCCAGGAAAUUCACUACAGCUAGAGCCUCCAAAUAGAUGAGAAGCCCAUGUGUGAAAGUGUGUCGGUCUGCGUGUACGCAGAUAUUCCCUAACAACUUUGAAUAGUCCUAUAAUCUUAAUAUAAUCAAUGUUUAUUGAAAUAUUUGAAAGGAUUUUCUGUAUGUCCACUAUAUGUAUUAUGUAAAUGCUUGUUUUCCUAUCAAUUUUAAAGUAAUAAAAACUUUCCAAACAAUAUUUUAUCUUUAAAGUACUGCCUUAUAAAACAUAUGUGACCCUGGACCACAAAACCAGUCUUAAGUAGCAUGGGUAUAUUUGGUAUAUAGUUUUACACAAAACAAAAAUAUAACAUAAAUCGUUAGAUACUCGGAAGGGCUAGCCAAUAAGCGCUAACCCGUUUUGGCAUACGUGAUAUGAACUUCAAAUCACUGCUGACAGGAUUCCUUCCUUAAAGUUAUUAAGUAAUUCGUACACUUAAUAAACCUGACUACAUUUUGGCAAGCCAUUCUGCAUCCUCAUCUCAGCCAGGAACCCUUUACCUAGAUUUCCUGCCUAUCCUGCAGACUGUCCAAGCUCUGUCAGGCUCUGAAACACCGUCGCCUUUCUUGUGUAAAGUGUUUCUCACGCUUCUGGGGCCCUCGGGUGCAGAACGCGAGUGCUGAAGCUGGGCAGAGUCAAUUAUCAGGGGAAUGAAGUUUGAGACCUCCAUUCGGUGGCUCGGGGCGUGUUUUCUUUUUUUCGGUGGGUGUUCCCAAAAGCAGGACGUGGGCGUGAAUGUGAGACUGAGGCUCCAGCGGUUCGUGGGAAAGACGCUCAGAGAGUUUGGUGACUGUACCUGUGCGCACUGCAUCAUGAAGCGGCCUUGUGAGGACAGCACGUCCGACAGCGACAUGGAUGAAACUAUUGAUGUGGGCAGCGAGAAUAACUACUCUGGGCAAAGCAACGGUUCAUUUAUAAGAUGUGGCUCACCUACCACAACAUCUCAAGUCAUGGCCAGAAAGAAGCGGAGAGGGAUCAUUGAGAAAAGACGAAGGGACCGAAUAAAUAAUAGUUUAUCAGAGUUGCGUCGUCUGGUGCCAACCGCGUUUGAGAAACAGGGAUCUGCCAAGUUAGAGAAGGCGGAAAUAUUACAGAUGACAGUGGAUCACUUGAAGAUGCUCCAGGCCACAGGAGGAAAAGGAUAUUUUGAUGCUCAUUCUCUGGCCAUGGACUUCAUGAGCAUCGGCUUUCGGGAGUGUCUAACUGAAGUGGCGAGGUAUUUGAGCUCCGUUGAAGGUUUGGACUCCAGCGACCCCCUUCGCGUCCGCUUGGUUUCUCACCUCAGCAGCUGCGCCUCGCAGAGGGAAGCGGCCGCCAUGACCACAUCAAUGGCCCAUCACCAGCAGGCCCUCCAUCCGCAUCACUGGGCCGCUGCUUUGCAUCCCAUCCCGGCGGCGUUCCUGCAACAAAGCGGACUUCCGUCCUCAGAGAGUUCCUCUGGCAGGCUUUCUGAGGUCCCUCAGAGGGGCGCAGCCCUGCUGACCUCCUCCUUCACCCAUAGUGACUCUGCGCUCAGAGCGCCCUCUACAGGCAGCGUCGCUCCUUGCGUACCGCCGCUGUCCACCUCGCUGCUUUCGAUAUCGGCAACCGUUCACGCGGCGGCCGCUGCUGCGGCAGCGCAAACCUUCCCUCUAACAUUUCCCGGAGGAUUCCCGCUCUUCAGCCCCAGUGUAACAGCAUCUUCGGUGGCUUCUUCCUCCGUGAGCUCUUCCGUUUCCACAUCCACCACAUCCCAACAGAGCAGCGGAAGCAGCGGAAGCAGCAGCAAACCAUAUCGACCGUGGGGAACUGAAGUGGGAGCGUUUUGAGUGUUGGAUUUGCUCUUGUUGCAUCUGGACGUCUUCCAUACUUUGUACAUAAAGGAAAGAAAACAGCUAUUGUGCCUGCUUUGGUUAGCACCUUGGGGUUUUUUCCUACACUUGUGCACAUAUGCAACAGCAAACAUAAGCCAACUUUCUGGGAGGGAAAGGAAGACAGACUUUACACUUCAAGCUGUGUGGAAACCCAUAAGGAUGAAGAAAAAUCAGUUACUGUUUUAAUUUCAUGUAAAGGGCUGUACUGUGUGACAGUGCCUGCAUAAACACUGCUAAAAUGCUGCAUUUUGAUAUUUCUGCAUAGAAAAAGCAUACGUGAUUUCACAAACACACACAAACAGUAGCUUUAGAAUGAAACAGAACAGCUUGUUCAAAAACAAACCAAAGGUUUUGCAGAUAAUCACUAAAGUGAGGUGUGAAUCAGUUUUGUAAUCUAUGAUUUAACAAUCCAGUUUGUAAAUUUGUAUAUGUGUAAGAUUGUAACUAGAGUUUAUAUUGAAAUUAGACGAGUUGGUAUGAUGCACUUCAAUCACUACUGUUUUUUGGGAGGAGACGGGAUCUUCUCCACUUUACACAAUAGGCCUACUGAAUUUUUUAAAAAUAACAUUCACUAAUACUCAUAUGUGAGAUUUUCUACUACUGUAAUUUUGUUACCUUUUUAAUAACCCUUCCAUGCUCUGUAAGAUGUAACCUUUUUCUAUGCAAAAAAGAAAAAAACAGAUGUCCCUAAAGAAACUGGGUGUUUGUUUUUUAUUCUGAGACUUGUGCCAUAAA